Messenger RNA from Seminavis robusta, 804 nucleotides. Lineage: Eukaryota; Bacillariophyta; Bacillariophyceae; Naviculales; Naviculaceae. The record is from the annotation of a GenBank genome assembly.
AUGCUGAAGUAUGCCAAUGAAAAUGGAUGUGAAUGGGAUAAAGACACAUGUCGCAUGGCUGCUGAGAAUGGACAUUUGGAAAUCCUAAGGUACGCCCAUGAAAAUGGAUGUCCCUGGAGUGAAGACACCUGCAGCAGCGCAGCUCAGAAUGGGCAUAUGGAAAUUCUGGAAUAUGCUCAUGAAAAUGGAUGUGAAUGGGAUGAAGACACAUGUCGCAUGGCUGCUCACAAUGGAUAUUUGGAAAUCCUCUCAUUCGCCCAUGAAAAUGGCUGCCCAUGGGGGAAGUACACAUGCAGCUCUGCUGCUGCAGGUGGCCACUUGGACGUCCUGAAAUUCACCCAUGAAAAUGGCUGUUCAUGGGAUGAAGAUACUUGCCACUGUGCUGCUCAAAAUGGCCAUUUGGAAAUCCUGAAGUACGCCCAUGAAAACGGUUGUCCAUGGGAUGAGAGGACCUGUGUUUAUGCUGCAUUCUAUGGUCAUUUGGCAGUGCUAGAAUAUGCUCACAAGAAUGGGUGUCUUUGGGAUGAACAAACAUGCAGCAAUGCUGCUGCACAUAGCAGUGUGGAAAUCCUCAAAUAUGCCCACGAGAAUGGGUGUCCAUGGGAUGAAGAUACAUGUUGCUUCGCUGCUGCCAAUGGCCAUUUGGAAGCGCUAAAGUACGCUCAUGAAAAUGGCUCCCUUUGGGACGAGUUCACGAGCAGCAAUGCUGCUGGAAACGGCCAUUUGGAAGUUCUGCAGUUUGCGAUUUCAAAUGGUUGUUCAUGGGAUGAAAAUGCUUGCUGGCAGCCAACGAUCCUCUUGUGA